AAAUAAAAAAUUAAUAUUAAAAUAUAUUACUAAAUUAUAGUAAUUAUUAUAAUAAAUAAAUGGAACAGUCAGAAGAAAAUAAUUUAAAUGAUAUAAGUAAUGAAGAAAUACGUCAAUUAAUAGAAAAUAGAGGUUUAAAAGUAAGUUAAUAUGAAGAUUUAAUGUAAGAAAAGUAAGAAAAAAGAAAAGAAUUAAAGGAAAAUAAAAAAAAACUAAAAGAAAGUGAAACCAGGUAAUGGUUAAUAAAACAUUAAAAAAGAGAAUUUAUUGAUUUCGAUGAUAAAGAGCGUUCAAAAUUAAAGCAAUAUUUUAAAUCAUUAGAUGGUGAUGGAUCUGGAAGUAUCGGAUUAAAAGAAUUAGAAGAUCCUUUAAUAUCAUUAGGAUUAGCAGAAUCAAAAGAUGAUGUAAAAAAAAUUAUUGAUUAGGUUGAUAAAGAUCAUUCAAAUGAAAUUGAAUUUUAAGAAUUUUUAGAUAUUAUUAAAUAAAAAGAAAAAGGGAAUUCUCAAAAAAGCACUGCAAUUAUAAACUUUUUUAAAAAAAUGAUUGACGGAUCUUUAGGUGAUGAUAAUAUAAAUACUAAAAACUUACCUUUUUAACUUAUUAUUUCUACAAUUAGAA
This is a messenger RNA of Ichthyophthirius multifiliis, 618 nucleotides long. RefSeq lists its product as hypothetical. The transcript is spliced from 4 exons. Gene Ontology annotation, molecular function: calcium ion binding. The record is from RefSeq and is a predicted model, not a curated record. Lineage: Eukaryota; Ciliophora; Oligohymenophorea; Hymenostomatida. The annotation marks the transcript as partial.